AUGUCGUCUAUGACACCUCGGCGAUUCGGGUAUAUACCAAAGCGUCGCAAACGAUUAAUUAUGAAUGACCAACCUGGACGCUAUCUACCUCCUAGGGUGGUGACAGCUGGCGUGAUUUGCGGAUGUUUUGUCUUGAGUAUUGCCGAGCCCAUGGGGCUGGAAGCUUCUUUUGGAAAUCGAUUUCGCUCUUAUAGACGCUAG
Molecule: messenger RNA, 201 nt
Organism: Plasmopara halstedii
Lineage: Eukaryota; Oomycota; Peronosporomycetes; Peronosporales; Peronosporaceae
Exons: 2
Coding region: 1-201 (66 amino acids)
Source: RefSeq, a predicted model, not a curated record